This is a messenger RNA of Chionomys nivalis (European snow vole), 5136 nucleotides long. It is a transcript of the gene Pxn, whose product is annotated as paxillin. Gene Ontology annotation, biological process: substrate adhesion-dependent cell spreading; transforming growth factor beta receptor signaling pathway; endothelial cell migration. The coding region runs from base 143 to 3373 and encodes 1076 amino acids. The record is from RefSeq and is a predicted model, not a curated record. Lineage: Eukaryota; Metazoa; Chordata; Mammalia; Rodentia; Cricetidae. The transcript has 15 exons.
UGGCGGCAGCGGCGGCGGCGCGGCAGCGGGUUCCGUUCCGGGCCGAGGCUGGAGGCGGAAAAGUUGCGGGGCGGAGAGGAGCAGCCCCGGGACGGUCAACGAGGGCGACAGCGAGCCGGGGACCGGCGUCUACGGACCGGCCAUGGACGACCUCGACGCCCUGCUGGCGGACUUGGAAUCAACCACCUCCCAUAUCUCCAAACGACCGGUGUUCUUGUCAGAGGAGCCCCCCUACUCAUACCCAACUGGAAACCACACCUACCAGGAGAUUGCAGUGCCACCUCCUGUCCCACCACCCCCAUCUAGCGAGGCCCUCAAUGGCACGAUCCUUGACCCCUUAGACCAGUGGCAGCCUAGUGGUUCCCGAUACACUCACCAGCAGCCUCCAUCCCCGUCCCCCGUGUGCAGCUCCAGUGCUAAAGCCUGUGGUGCCUCCCACCCUCAGGACGGCUCUCUGUGUUCCCGAACAGGCGAGGAAGAGCACGUCUACAGCUUCCCCAACAAGCAGAAGUCGGCAGAGCCUUCACCCACUGUGAUGAGCUCUUCCCUGGGCAGCAACCUCUCGGAGCUGGACCGGCUAUUACUAGAGCUGAAUGCCGUACAGCAUAAUCCUCCAGGCUUCCCUGCAGAUGAGUCCAAUUCGAGCCCCCCACUGCCUGGAGCCUUGAGCCCCCUUUAUGGCUUCCCAGAGAAUAACAGUUCUCUGGGAGGAAAAGCUGGGCCUCUGAUGAAAGAGAAGCCAAAACGAAAUGGAGGCCGGGGCCUGGAGGAUGUUCGGCCCAGCGUGGAGAGCCUCUUGGAUGAACUGGAGAGUUCUGUGCCCAGCCCUGUCCCAGCCAUCACUGUGAACCAGGGUGAGAUGAGCAGCCCACAGCGAGUCAACUCCAGCCAGCAGCAGACACGCAUCUCAGCCUCCUCUGCCACCAGGGAGCUGGAUGAGCUCAUGGCUUCACUCUCAGAUUUUAAGACUAGUUCUUCUGCUGUGGUGCUGAGCUCCCAGGGGCUGCUGCCCAGCUCUCCUCCAUCUCCACCCCUCACCCUCGAUCCUCCUCCCCCUACUAAAUCCUCCCCUGAAGGCCACACCCCUGAGGUCCUCAGUAGGGAAGGAAAUAGUCAGGUCCUUCUACCUUUGGUGGCUCCCAGAAGGCUUGAUUUGGUUAGCGAGGGGACACCUGUCACUCAGAACUCAAGGUGUCCUUCUGUGGAGGGUUCUCAGCAAUCAUUUGGUGCUAAGAGCCAGGCUCAAGUUAGGAAUGACCUCAUGGAGUCCAUGAAUGAGCCUUUUAGGACUCCCCUCGGCCACACUCUACACCCCGCUGCCAGCACAGGAUCCCAGGGGCCACUGGCCAACUGUGUGUGUUCAGAGGAGACUGUGGCUCCCGUCUGGAGAUGGCCACAGGCCAUGUCAGCAUCUGGGCCUUACAGCUUUCAGGAAGGAACUGAGCCAGCUAUUGUGGCAGUGGACCGGCAGGCUGUGCUCCCAGACACCUGGAGUCUCACCAAGGAAUAUGACCAGCAGGAGCAAGCACAGUCAGAACCAGGGGGCCUGGAAAGCAGUUACCCUGCCCCAGCUGACAAGGAGCAGUUAGGUGGGAAGAUUCCCUGGAGUGGAAGCCUGGGGGAACCAACCCAGCCACUCCAGAACCCAAAGAACCCAGGAGGUGCCACCAAAGCCGCUCUGGAGGCCAGGACGGAAGAGCCGGAGUUUCCUCAUGCUGUGGUCAUGGGCACACCCACCACCUCGGAGAGGAUUUCCACCGCUGGCCAGAUCCGCUCUGUGAUCAGGAGGAGCCGGGAGACAGGCCACGUCCACCCCAUGUCCCGGGAGCCCUCCCCUCGCCGCCGGCUGGACCCUGCCACCCUGAGCAGAACCCCAUCCCAAGAACGGCUCAUUGCAGAGCUGCAGGGCCGGCUGGGCAUCCAGCUGGAGGCAGAGGAGGUGGCAGGGGCCUCUGCCCAGGACUGGCUGACUGAAGGCGUUGUCAUCACUGUGCAGCCAUGUGGGAGGCAGGCCGGGGGGCAGCUGGUGGAGAAGGUCAUCUACCCUCCUGACUCUCCCAUUCCCCUGAGAAGAACCCUCUCUGUCGUGGCUCCUCCUCCUGACCCUUUCCUCCAGCAUCACCCCGAUACCUUGGCCAGCAGCUCACCUCUCCGGCCCAGCCUGCCCACUCCCUCCUGUCCAGGGCCCGUGGCUGGUGCCUGUGCUUCUCCUGGGGUCCAGAGUGCAGGGAGAAAGCCCCAAGAGGAGGACAGGCAUGGGCUUCCUGGCCUCACUCCUGUGCCCCACACCAUGAGGUCUGUGGGCUGCCAGACCAGCGAGGACCCACUCUUCCAUCCGAUGCAGGCAGGCCUCCCAGGGGUCCCAGCCUCUGCCCCACCUGCACCGUGUGUCAUCCCUGAGCCACCUCAGACUGAGGAUGUUGUGGAAAUGCACGGCCUGGAACAGAGAGUGGAUGGAGAGCGGCAGUGGGCAGCCGGCUGGCCCCCCAGCAGCAGGCAGAGCAGCCCUGAAGGGCAGGACGAGGGAGGGUUUAUGGCCCAGGGGAAAACUGGGAGCAGCCCACCCCCUGGGGGACUCUCAAAGCCUGGGAGCCAGCUAGACAGCAUGCUGGGAAGUCUGCAGUCUGACCUGAACAAGCUAGGGGUCGCCACGGUUGCCAAAGGGGUCUGUGGGGCCUGCAAGAAGCCCAUUGCUGGGCAGGUUGUGACUGCCAUGGGGAAGACAUGGCACCCCGAGCACUUUGUCUGCACCCACUGCCAGGAAGAGAUUGGUUCUCGGAACUUCUUCGAGCGGGAUGGACAGCCGUACUGUGAAAAGGACUACCACAGCCUCUUCUCCCCACGCUGUUACUACUGUAAUGGACCCAUCCUGGAUAAAGUAGUAACAGCCCUUGACCGGACGUGGCACCCGGAGCACUUCUUCUGUGCCCAGUGUGGAGCCUUCUUCGGUCCAGAAGGGUUCCACGAGAAGGACGGCAAAGCCUACUGUCGGAAAGAUUAUUUUGACAUGUUUGCGCCCAAGUGUGGCGGCUGUGCCCGUGCCAUCCUGGAGAACUACAUUUCAGCCCUCAACACCCUCUGGCACCCGGAAUGCUUUGUGUGCAGGGAAUGCUUCACGCCGUUUGUCAACGGCAGCUUCUUUGAGCACGACGGGCAGCCGUACUGUGAGGUGCACUACCAUGAGCGCCGCGGCUCUCUGUGCUCCGGCUGCCAGAAGCCCAUCACCGGUCGCUGUAUUACCGCCAUGGCCAAGAAGUUCCACCCCGAGCACUUUGUCUGUGCCUUUUGCCUCAAGCAGCUCAACAAGGGCACCUUCAAGGAGCAGAACGACAAGCCUUACUGCCAGAGCUGCUUUGUGAAGCUCUUCUGCUAGGCCGUCCCCACCACCCUCCCCGGCCAGCGCCCCCACUGCUACAGUGACCCAGGGACCUCGCCCAGGGAUGACGGGCCAAUCCAACAGAAACUGGAACCUUGUCUUGGCAGGUGCAGAUGCAUGACAGAACUGUGGAGGUCGUGCUUGUCCCUCCCCCCACCAGAGCUUCAGGGCCCUUCUUUCCCUUCUCUGGCUCUCCCAGGCUCUGUGUACUUCAUCUUCACCAGAGGUCCGUAGGCGUGUCCUCAUGAGCCAGCACCCACAGCGGAGCCUCACACACCUCUCAGCAGUGGGGUCAGAGUGGGCAAGCAGAGAGGGUCAACUAGGGGCUCUUUUACCCUUAUUUCUCUCAGUUACCCUGAGCAUACUGGGGACACCGGGCCCCCUUAACACAAUGCCAGCAUAAACUCACCCGUGGGCCACCAAAGGCACUUUGGGGUCCACCGCCCAGUCUCCCAGGGUCUGGGUGAUUGCCCUGGGUUUACCAAGAGAGGCUUCUCCAGCAAUAAUGUUUUAUAUAGCCACAUCUUUAUCUCUGGGGACAUCGUGAGGCGGGGAGGGUCACCCGUGCCUCAGCACUGUACCGAUUUUGAUAGAUUUCUACACUGAGGUUCUACUUCGUAUUGCUCAGCUUGCUUUCACUUCUCUCCACAAGAUGAUUUUGAAGAGAUUUAAAGAAGGCCCCCUUUUGUAUUCUUGUCUUUGUCCACCGUCACUGGUGCUGCCAGUGGCCUUGGCUUUGUACUGAGGGCUUGGGAUGGGGGAACAAUUUGUGUUUUAUUUUGUUUCUUAGCACGAGUGAGUUGAGACUCCUUCUGCAAUGUCACAGUCCCAGGACUGUUUGCAAACUGCUGUAUUUUCAGAUGCUCCCUUACUGCCCAGGCCAGCAGACUCUCCAGUAAGAAAUGGUCUAAGGGUGCUCAGCCCUUUUGGACCUGGAAUUUUGAACCUCAUGUGUCCUGUUCCCAAGGGAGGCAAAGGGGAAAGUAUAUAUUUGGGGUCUGCUUCCUGCCUGAGUAAGCCAUCAGGAGCCACUCUGCUCCCCGUGAACUUUCUGGCGACAAGGAGAACCCACUGAACACUCUCAGCCACCUCAUUGCUUCUCUGGGGCUCUUUCUUCUGCCUUCUCAGGAAAGCUGGUGUCUGAUUUUGACCAGGAAGAUCAUACAUAAGGGUCUCUGGUCUCGAUUCUACUGGGCGCAUCGCUCCCUCAAACUUCCCAGUGACUGGGGCAAAGUUUGCUGUUCCCUCUCUCAGGUGGGAUUCAUGCUUUGCGGGGAGGGGUUCUGGGAAGAAUAACCCUAAGUUGGUGAAGGGAUCCUAGUAGGAUUUGGGGCAGAGGGACAAGACCCUGUUAGAGCUAUGGGAGGCUCCAUAGCUCCCAUUCCAAAAGAUGGGACGGGAGCAGCCAGUCCUGGACCAGACAUGCCAGACUGGUUCAUAGGCAGGGAUCCAGACAUUACAUCAGCUUCCUAGUAGAGGCUCGGUAUGAUGGGAUCAUCGACAAGGAUCCUCUGUCGGGGCUGGACUAGCAGCGCCCCAGGUCUGGGAGGUCUGACACGGCACUUCCACCCACAGGCCUUACUGCUCUGUUUACAGUAACCCGCCCCAGGCCCCUCUCCGAGAAGAGAUGGGGUAUCUGGAGGGCCAUUCUCUGGGUCAAUGGAUAUGUGAUAUUUGACUUUUUUCCUAUAAACUUCUAACCUGGCUUUUUCCAUUUCAAUUCCUGUGAUUUAUGCCAAUAAAGUUUGCCAUUAUUUUCA